AUUCAGAGUGGUACCAGCCGGUUCAGCUCCAGGGUGUCUGGGCCAGAAGAGAGUGACCCAUUGGGCCCCCGGGUGGGAGCUGCUGCAGAAACCUCCCACCCGGAGUCCCCGUGGGCCACCUGUCAGCUGGGGGGAACUGUGAGAGACACCAGGAAUCUGCCUCCUGCUGCUGCCGUUGUUAGGGAAACAACCAGGGGCUGGGCUGAGUCUAGACCAGCCUCUGCCUUGCCUGGGAAAAGGCGGCUUUCUCCUGAAACCCGCGAUCCAUACGUGAAGCUUUCUUUGUACGUAGCAGAUGAAAAUCGAGAGCUUGCACUGGUUCAGACCAAGACCAUUAAGAAGACGCUGAACCCAAAAUGGAAUGAAGAAUUUUAUUUUAGAGUCAAUCCAUCCAACCACAGACUCUUAUUUGAAGUAUUUGAUGAGAACAGAUUGACCCGAGACGACUUCCUGGGACAGGUGGACGUGCCUCUGAGCCAUCUCCCGACUGAAGACCCCACCAUGGAGCGGCCCUAUACCUUCAAGGAUUUUCUCCUCAGACCCAGAAGUCACAAGUCCCGCGUGAAGGGCUUCCUGCGACUGAAGAUGGCCUACAUGCCCAAAAAUGGGGGCCAGGAUGAGGAGAACGGCGAGCAAAGGGACGACUUGGAUCAUGGCUGGGAGGUUGUGGAUGCCAAUGACCCCACAUCACAGCACCAGGAAGAGCUGCCACCCCCACCACUGCCCCCCGGCUGGGAAGAAAAAGUGGACAACCUGGGGCGCACAUACUACGUCAACCACAACAACCGGAGCACUCAGUGGCAUCGGCCCAGCCUGAUGGAAGCAUCGGCCGAGUCAGAGAGUAAUAUCCGGCAGAUCAACCAGGAGGCUGCUCACCGGCGCUUCCGCUCCCGCAGACAUAUCAGCGAGGACCUGGAACCUGAGCCUGGCGAGGGUGGAGAUGGCCCCGAGCCCUGGGAGACCAUCUCGGAAGAAGUGAAUCUCAGUGGGGACGCGCUCAGCCUGGCACUGCCCCCGCCACCCUCCUCCCCAGUCUCUCGGACAAGCCCCCAGGAGCUAUCUGAUGAGCUGAGCCGGAGGCUGCAGAUCACCCCUGACUCCAAUGGGGAGCAGUUCGGCUCUUUGAUCCAGAGGGAGCCGUCAUCCAGGCUGAGGUCCUGCAGCGUCACCGAGGCUGUCGCCGAGCAGUCGCAUCUGCCGCCGCCCAGCGCCCCUGCUCGGAGAGCACGGUCAUCCACUGUCACGGGCGGUGAGGAGCCAACGCCAUCAGUGGCCUAUGUUCACACCACGCCGGGCCUCCCUUCAGGCUGGGAAGAAAGGAAAGAUGCGAAGGGGCGCACGUACUAUGUCAAUCAUAAUAAUCGAACCACCACAUGGACACGACCUAUCAUGCAGCUCGCAGAAGACGGUGCGUCCGGAUCCUCCUGCAGCAGUAACAACCACCUAAUCGAGCCGCAGAUCCGCCGGCCCCGGAGCCUCAGCUCCCCAACAGUAACUUUAUCUGCCCCCCUGGAGGGUGCCAAGGACUCGCCCAUCCGGCGGGCAGUGAAAGAUACCCUGUCCAACCCCCAGUCCCCACAGCCGUCUCCUUACAACUCCCCCAAACCACAACACAAAGUCACACAGAGCUUCUUGCCACCCGGCUGGGAGAUGAGGAUCGCACCCAAUGGCCGGCCUUUCUUCAUUGACCACAACACAAAGACGACGACAUGGGAAGACCCACGCUUGAAAUUUCCUGUGCAUAUGCGGUCAAAGGCACCUUUAAACCCCAAUGACCUUGGCCCUCUGCCUCCUGGCUGGGAAGAAAGAAUUCACCUGGAUGGACGAACAUUUUAUAUCGAUCACAAUAGCAAAAUUACUCAGUGGGAAGACCCAAGACUGCAGAACCCAGCAAUCACUGGUCCGGCUGUUCCUUACUCCCGAGAAUUUAAACAGAAAUACGACUACUUUAGGAAGAAAUUGAAGAAACCUGCCGAUAUCCCAAAUCGCUUUGAAAUGAAACUCCACAGAAGCAACAUAUUUGAGGAGUCCUACCGGAGAAUCAUGUCUGUGAAAAGGCCUGAUGUCCUCAAAGCCAGACUGUGGAUUGAGUUCGAGUCGGAGAAAGGGCUGGAUUACGGCGGCGUGGCCAGGGAGUGGUUCUUCCUGCUAUCCAAGGAGAUGUUCAACCCCUACUACGGGCUCUUUGAGUACUCGGCAACGGACAACUACACACUGCAGAUCAAUCCCAAUUCAGGCCUGUGCAAUGAGGAUCACCUGUCAUACUUCACCUUCAUUGGCAGAGUGGCUGGGCUGGCCGUGUUCCAUGGGAAGCUUCUAGACGGAUUCUUCAUCAGACCCUUUUACAAGAUGAUGCUCGGGAAGCAAAUCACACUGAACGACAUGGAGUCUGUGGACAGCGAGUACUACAACUCUCUGAAGUGGAUCUUAGAGAAUGAUCCCACGGAACUGGACCUCAUGUUCUGCAUCGAUGAAGAGAACUUCGGACAGACUUACCAAGUGGAUCUAAAGCCCAAUGGGUCAGAGAUAAUGGUCACCAAUGAAAACAAAAGGGAAUAUAUUGACCUGGUGAUCCAGUGGCGGUUUGUGAACAGAGUCCAGAAGCAGAUGAACGCCUUCUUGGAGGGCUUCACAGAACUGCUCCCUAUCGACCUGAUUAAGAUCUUUGAUGAGAACGAGCUGGAGUUACUGAUGUGCGGCCUUGGGGAUGUGGACGUGAAUGACUGGAGGCAGCACUCAAUCUACAAGAAUGGCUACUGCCCCAACCACCCUGUCAUCCAGUGGUUCUGGAAGGCCGUGCUGCUGAUGGAUGCUGAGAAGCGGAUACGGUUACUCCAGUUUGUCACCGGGACAUCCCGAGUACCGAUGAACGGGUUUGCCGAGCUCUAUGGCUCCAACGGUCCUCAGCUGUUUACAAUAGAGCAAUGGGGGAGUCCUGAGAAACUGCCCAGAGCUCAUACAUGCUUUAACCGCCUUGACUUACCUCCAUAUGAAACCUUUGAAGAUUUACGAGAGAAGCUUCUCAUGGCGGUGGAGAAUGCACAAGGAUUUGAGGGGGUGGAUUAAACGCCCCCACCCCCCACGUCCAGGAGAGGGUGUUCGUCCAGCAAGCCCUGCUUGCAAUUUUGCAUUUGCCUAACAGACUGCAGCGACGCCGGCCGACGUUCGGCUCCCGGCAUCCCAAGCAGCACCUUCGUCAACGCUGCCACUUGCCCAAGUUCUGCCGCGAGAGCCCAGGCCUUGUCAUUGUCCCUGUAUUUUUCGCCACAAAUUACCAACUGGUUGACGUGUGCACUAAUUACAUUUCAGGAGGACUUAUCUAUUUAUGGUGUGCCUCUGUAGGCAGAGCCCUUAAUAAAUAUUUUACAUACUUUAUAAUGACAAUGGGAUUAAUCACUCAACAGGUAUAGUAUUACAACUCGUGUUUACUUUUUAAAAAUGAUUUAGACCGAUUUUUUUUUCAGAUUUUAUUUCAUUACGAUUAAAAAUGUCUCGUGUACUUGGAACAGAGAGCCUUAUUUUUUUUUUUUUCGGGUAUUUGAAUUUCCUAACCGGGGUUCAUGUCAGUGAUGUUCUUUUUGAAGUUCUUGACCAGCUCCCCGCAGCUUCUUCCUUGAUUCAGAUCAGAAGAAUCAAGGUCCCAAAACCUUCCACAGCUGAGAGCAUUUAGAUGACAAUAUUAGGUUCUCGUGAUCCUUCUUUUCCAUACUCCAAGAGAAUGAAUACAAACUGGAGACUUUGCUUUUUGUGUGUGUUCAAAUCCCGCCUCCUGGUGACAGGCCGAGGGAAUGGGAAAUCUCACCUGGCCGGAAAGGAAUCGCCCCAUUUUCCCGAUGGAGUCACCACACCCUCACCCUGCUGACACAGGCUGGUCUUUCCCACUGUACAGUCUUCCCUUGACCGCCUCACCUUUGCCGUCUGGCCAAGACGUGUGAAUGGCUCUUGGCCCUGUUAAACCUGGCUGUGUCUCGUCUACUGUUUGUACCUGUUCGAACUAUGGGCCCCAUGGCCAAUAUUGUGUUCUCUCUGCACCCACCCGGAAGGUACCUUCCGUGGUCCUGGAUGUCAGCCUGCCGUGUGGCCUUGAUUGCUUCUAAACGUUCAGUGUGUGAAACUCACGGCUUUCCUCUUUUCCUCACGGCCCAGCCUGCCCGCGAGGUGCCUGUUAAUGACCGUGACUGUGGCCGCUGGGGCAAACACCAGAACAUAAAACUGAGCCUCCAGACCUCAGCCACUCUUGGGCAGAAGUGCCCUCCUGCUGCCCUCGCCUGUCCUUUGCGUGUCGCAUGCUCCAGUGACCGUGCGUAUCAGCUGUGUCUUGUGUCCAGAUGAAAUAACAGAGAAGACCAGUCCCCAGCACUGAGAAAGGAGCAAGAGGGGCCUGCUCACUGGGGAUCUUUAUCAACUUUCCGUGGGGGGAUCCUGGCAUGUUUUGAGAGAGAACCUAAGGCAGGGGUACCUCAGGCAAACCUGCCAUCCUUUGUCACUCCCUAAUCUAGAUCAGCUGUGGCCAUCACAAGGCCAGUAGAGAAGACACAGACUGUAGUUUGGGGGCCUGAGUGUUCCCUCAGAAGGCACUCAGAAGGGAAGAGCUGGCUUGUGAGGUACUGUGAAUGCUUGAGACUGCCUUUGAGUUGUCUAAAGGGGUGCUAAGCCUCCCCAGUGUCUAAAAAAAGCGGGGAGGAAUUCUCUACAGAGCUAAGUGUGGAUAUACUCUGUCCCUGUUGAUUUUAAAACACCCAGUAGUGAUCAGAAAACGUAGAGGUUAAAACACUAGGAAAAGAAAAGUAUGUUGUUUGAUCCACUGAUGGGUUUUCUACCCACCAGUGUAUCAGCCCUCAAAAUUUCCUGUUGUGGCCCCCUCACUUCAGUCUAGCUUUAAGACCUGAACCAUGUCUGGCCACUCGGGCUGGUCAUUAUGGGGAGGCCCAACAAUUCUAACCUAAAAAGUGGGGCGUCUGUCAUUUGGUCAAGCUGUUCCAAAAAUCCAAAUAUUUACUCACCACAAACUAGAGAUUAAAGAAAAAAAACCCUUUGGGAGAUCAUUUGAGAGCUAGGAAUUCAUCCAGACCCACUCAUAAGUACUCCCUUUGGCCCUGACUUCAGCAAUCAUAAAGUUGUGCUGGGUUGAGGGCAGCCAUUUUUCCUUUUCAUCUAAAUCAGGUGCCCAAACUCAUGAUGAUUCUCUGUGUUUCUUUCUGUCCACAAUACUCAUGGUCUUGUUUGCUCUAAAUCCUGGCACUCACUCUCUUCUCUGUGACGAGAGCUCAGCUGCCCCAGAAAAAUUAUUUCCAGGUGUUGCCUAUCCCAUCAGCAGGCCUGGGGAACAAGAGAGUUCUCCUAGUCUAGUCCUUCUCAACAGUAACACCACCAUCCUAGGCCCCAGCAUCUCUGCAGCCCCUUUAAUCUUGUUCUCUGAAGGCCUCCCUGGGAGCUGAAGGCAGCUUCCAACUGCCUAACUGCCACUGGGCCCAUUCACACUGCCCCAGCCAUGCUGCCUGGGCAUCUCUCCUUGUGCCCCCUACUCGCUGGAAACUGCAUUUGGAAACUUCACCCUGGGCAGGAAGGGGGUUCCACUAUGUGUCCAGAGAACAUGGAGCUGCAGUUUGGAACUGUUUGGACACUGCAUCCAUUAGAAUACUUGCCUGUCUGCCUGGAGCUCAGCUCCUUCCUCUCUGCCAGAGCCGAGGAAGGAAGAUGAGCCUUCCUCGGCUCUGGAAGAUUCCAAGACGCAUCCCACUUUCCCUACCCUCCGCCCCUACCCGACUCUUUUAGGAGACAAAUGGUAAGAAGCCUUUGGCUUGAUUCAUUCUCCUCUUUCUCCUUCCCCUGCCCCAGAAUGCAGGAGGACUCUGUGAUUACAUUUCAUGGUGCCAGGGCAUUUUCAUCUGGCCAGUUCCAAACUGGUUGCUUGAAACCCGAGUUCAGGUGCCACCAAUUUAUGACUCAUGGUUCUAACCGUUACUUACUCAUUGUUUGACACCAGAUCUCUGGGAGUUUCCCCAGUCUUGGCUCACAUCUAAAACUUUGACUUCGAAGAGCUGGGAUUGACCAGCCUGGAGCUCCAUCAAUCUUUCUGCACCUCCAUCUUCCCUCCCUCCCUCCUGCCUCAGUGGGAAAAGGGAAGAUGCCACCUGGUGUCGCUUUCAACCUUUGCCAGUAGGGGGCACCGCUGUUCAGAGGGGAAAUGCCUGCCCCCCUUCCCGCCCUCUUGCCACCAGGACUUAACUGCUACCUCUGUCUCCUUGGGGCUCUGGGGUGCAUCCAACUAAGUCCUUCCAAAACUGCCAAUUUCAGAUCUGAGAUAGGUUAUUUGAUUUUCUUUUUGUAAUCUCAUCAAGUUCCCUUUGUACUUUAGAUUUCAAAAGCCUUCAGGGGUUGUGGGAGAUGUGAUAUUCUUUGGACCACGUUUUGUUUAAUUUAUCUACGCCUUAAUGAAACGAAUGAUGGCUAGAUGCCUAGAGUUACCCUCUGCCCCGUGUCCCAGUGUGUCAGAGAAAAUGCCAUGGCAUCAGGACCUGGGUUUGGAUCAUGUUUUGCAGACAAGGUCCAACACUGUUUGUGGGUGUGUCUUUUUCUGUUCAGAUCUGCCCUCGGUUAAGAAUAACACCAUGGCUGUGUAAAGUGCAUGUCUUUCUGUUGGUUGGUUUUCUGUGUGUAGGAAUCCAGCUCUGUUGGCCUCACCUGUGUGUUUGCAAGGCGGGAGCUGGUCGCCUGCCUUGGAACCAGAACCCUCAUCUCUGCACUUCUCCCCAAAUUGAUUGGUCCUUUCAGGCUCCUUUCACAGAGAUUGUUGUACCCUCCUUGUGAACUUGGCGUCGCUUCGGUUUCCCUUGACUCUUGUGUCUGUGAUACCUCUAAUAUAAGUGCAUCCGCGAUCCACUCAUACCGCUUUGUAUUCUAGGAGCAUUGCUGCUCCUUUCCUGCGAAAUCGGACUUCGAAAGACAGUGGGUGCUGAGUCUCCCCCCACAGUUUUAACCCUGCCGAGUCCUGAGCAUUUGGACCCCAAGGGCCCGAAAGAACCCCAGAAAGAUGAUGCUAUCGGCUAUCAUUUCUUAAUUCAGAAUUAGUGGUCAAAUAAAACAAAAAGGGGGGGGGGACCGACUCUUAAGGUGACAAGUUUCAAGCAUUCCAAAUGAAUUCUAAACAUUUCAUAACUUUUUAUUGUAAACCCACCUCCUAAUCGGAAUUCAAGUGCUAUUUGAUACAAUUACAAACCAAACGACUUUGACAUUUUUUUAAAGACAACUUAUGGCAAAUGCUCAUUUUCACAAUCUGAAAAGCUUUAAAAUAAGGUUAAAUUUGAUAUUCACAGGAAAUGCUUUGUUUAAGGACAAAUCCUUUCUGCUUUAUUUUUUCUUGAGAUCUCAAGAGAAAUUGUUGCUUGUUUUCCUGACAGCAAAAGCUUAAUGUCACCCAAUAAAUUCAUUGUAAGAAGUGAUACAACUUGUCAUAUAUUUAAUAAAGAUUAUGGAAGCUGGAA
Messenger RNA from Suncus etruscus (white-toothed pygmy shrew), 7484 nucleotides. RefSeq names its product NEDD4 like E3 ubiquitin protein ligase (gene NEDD4L). NCBI's taxonomy places the organism in Eukaryota, Metazoa, Chordata, Mammalia, Eulipotyphla, Soricidae. The transcript is spliced from 30 exons. Gene Ontology annotation, molecular function: ubiquitin protein ligase activity; protein binding; sodium channel inhibitor activity. Gene Ontology annotation, biological process: regulation of dendrite morphogenesis; ubiquitin-dependent protein catabolic process. Bases 502 to 3066 code for a protein of 854 amino acids. The record is from RefSeq and is a predicted model, not a curated record.